Molecule: messenger RNA, 2286 nt
Organism: Fusarium venenatum
Lineage: Eukaryota; Fungi; Ascomycota; Sordariomycetes; Hypocreales; Nectriaceae
Source: RefSeq, a predicted model, not a curated record
AUGGAUGCCCCCAGCUAUUCUUGCAAGAUCCUUAUUGUCGGCGGCAGCGUCGCCGGCCUGGCUUUGGCCAACAUGCUCGAACAAGUCGGCAUAGACUUUGUCGUCCUCGAGGCUGGUAGCAAGAUUGAUCCCACUGUAGGCGGAGGUAUUUCUGUGCAGCCACAAAUGUCCCGAAUACUUGAUCAGAUAGGCUGUUGUGAUGGCUAUAAAGGGGACGCUAUUCGAAAUGGCAUUCAAGACCUCGACAAUCACGUUUCCGUUCGGGAUCAGCUGGGCAAUACAAUAUUUAAGUUCGAUGGCCUGGCUGACGCUCUACAAAAGAGACACGGAUAUCCGGUAGUCUUUGUUGAACGCCAAACUCUGCUCCGGACCCUCUAUGACAAUAUGCAUGACAAAGACAAGGUCUUGCUACAGAAGCGUUUCGUCAAGCUGGAGCACAGUGAUGACAAGGUCAUUGUCACCACGCAAGAUGGGUGCACCUAUGAAGGCGACAUCGUUAUCGGGGCUGAUGGAAUGCAUAGCCUUGUACGUAAGGAGAUGCAUCGUCUCGCUCACAAGUUGUCUCCGGGAUACUUUGACAAGGAUGAAUAUUCUCUGCAUUGGGGCAUCUCGCACCCCACACCGAGCAUCAAGGCGGGUAGCAUCCAUGUCGUUAUGGCCAAGGACCACAGCUACUCGCUAUUCGCCGGCCGUGGAAAACUCUAUUGGUUUCUCUACGUAAAGAACGCUUCUAUAAUGCAUGGAAAGCAGGUGCCUCGUUACACAGCCGAGGAUGAACGGCAGCUUGCAGAGCAGUAUUUUGAGGACCACUUCGGCAAGACUGUUACUUUUGGCGAUGUCUACAAGAACAAGAUUGUAUCGAGCCUUACUCCUCUGCACGAGUAUCAGUGGAAACGAUGGCACUUUGGCCGCAUCAUGACGAUUGGAGAUGCCUGCCACAAGGUCCAUCCCCUCGGCGGAAGCGGAGGCGGUGCUGCCGUUGAAGACGGCGCUGUCCUCGUGAACGCACUACUGCAAAAACUCCGACAAUCGCCAAGCCAGAAUCUUUCCACGAGGGACUUUGAGGAUAUAUUUUUAAGAGCCCAGGCCGCCCAGGAGGAUCGCUCGCUUAGACUUGUCAACAGCGCCACCGAGAAGCAGAAGGCGGAUGCCAUGCAAGGCAUGCUCGCGCCACUAGCCGUCAAAUUUAUAAUACCGAACCUGACGGAUGACCAGGCGCUAGCCAUGGAUAGCGCCAGAGCAAUCACGGGGCAGCGGAUCGAAGCGCUGCCAGUACCGGUGCGGGAUCGCUACGUGCCUUACAACGACGAACUGCCAGCAAAGCCCUUGAGGAAGGGCUCUUUCAUCAUGAACUCUUGUUUUGCAGGAGUCCAGUUAUUGCUAUUCAUGGCAGCCUAUGUGCCACUCAGCACAUUGGUAUCCUGGAUCGGCAACUUUCGAGGGCUAGUUCACGGGGACUAUCUUGACGCGUUUGUUCAGCAUCUGGUAAAUGCUCAUGAAAGCGCUUCGACCAGUCAAGUAUCACAGUCCACGAUCUCCCUGGUUCUACUCACCCCCAUCUUCCUGCUUUGGUCACUCGAGGGUUUUCGCCGAGGUAACCUCGGCUCCCCGUGGUCAUGGCCUAUCACGUUGUUUCUUACAGUUGGACUGACAAUGGGCGAGGGAGCGAAAGUUUUCCCUCUCUACUUUCUGUUCACCAUGCUCAACUCGUCCAGAACCAUCUUUACCUCUGUGACCGGAAGACCCGUGCCUCUUGCCGUGGCCAAUGUCAUGGUUCCUGUGACCUUGACCAUUUAUGCUGUCCAGAUAGCCCUUUGUACGGCAGUGGCUACCAAUCAAGCCUAUGAUGGUUACUUCAUGGCCAUGGGACGCUUACUUCCAGCGUGUGCGGCAGCCAUCAUACGGCUCCUUGCCUCAAACCCCCCGUCAAAAGUUCAGUCUGUUGGUCGAACUUCUUACAAGGAAUAUAUGGCACCAUACAUGAAUGAAGACUUCCCAUCAAUCAUGAAUUGGUAUCGAGUUAUCCUCACCCUGAGUGUGGCAGGGGACAUGGUUGUUAUGCUGGGGUCCUCUUCUCCUACGCAGCCAACCCUGGUUUUAUCCAGCAUCGUUGUGCACUGCCUACAGACUGCCUUUCAACUGAGGAGCUUGGGUUACGCAACAACCGGACAAGCCGCAGCCUCAAUGGUCAUGAUCAUAUUAGGCACCAAGAUUCUGGGACCAACGACGGUCUAUUGCGGGCUGUGGUACUGGAGAGAGAACGUUAUUCACGGCCUGAGCAAGUGA